Uranotaenia lowii is the source of this 8415-nucleotide messenger RNA. RefSeq lists its product as uncharacterized. The record is from RefSeq and is a predicted model, not a curated record. The transcript has 2 exons. Gene Ontology annotation, molecular function: nucleic acid binding. Gene Ontology annotation, biological process: DNA integration. NCBI's taxonomy places the organism in Eukaryota, Metazoa, Arthropoda, Insecta, Diptera, Culicidae. The coding region runs from base 1943 to 7267 and encodes 1774 amino acids.
CGUACGUCCCAUCUCAUACUGGUUUUUACUAUGGACGCGUGUCGCAUGUCAUGUAUGUAUGUAUGCUGCGGCCCAGCGAGCGGCCUACGACUUGCAGCGCAACCAGCCCACAACAUCAAAACAUUGAACCAUAACCGGCUGACUGACUGAUUGAUGAUGACGAUGUUUUACUACGGUUGUUCAGUUUAGGAACCACUGAAAGUGUAGCAUAAACCCGAAUAACGAGAGGCGGAAUAAUUGGGAGAGCCAAUGGUUCUGCUGAUGCUGGGAAACUCACCUCCCAUUUCCUACCUCUGAGUUAUCAGCAUGCCUUACUCUGCCGUGCUCAACAAUAGGCGUCGUCAUCGAUGGAGGUACUCGAUAAUCUGUAAUGAUGAUCUGUAUGCCCGAUAAGAGCAGGAGUUGCUCUGAUGAAAAACAAUUAAAAAACAUCGCACACCAACCAAACCACCUCUAGAGAGUUGCGAUCGUCUCCACCAGCAAUCGAUCGUCAGUUGAAAAUCCACACACGAACCACACGGCUGAGCAUGCAAGCAGCACAACCGAGCUACUACAACCGACUUUGUUUUAACUUCGUUCGUUAUUUUAAGAAACUGUAAAUUAAGAUCAAACCCUAAGUUUAAGUAAAAACCCGCCCUUUGUUGAAACCAACGUAAUUCGCGCGUGUAUUAAUUCCCCAAAAACGGAAGACCAAAUCAUCCUAAGUUCGGUUUCUUGGGCGAGAGACAGAGCGUGCCUAUUCUUCAGUUGGUUGAUCCUAGGUUGAUCGAGCCAAACCGCCAGACGAAAGAAUCCCGUAGAUUGACAGGUAUUGGCCCAUCCGGGAAUAAACAUUGGUCCUUCGAGCCGGAUGAAGGCCUUGGCCGGAGGAUUCUACACCGCUACAAUCGGGACACGGAAAGGGACGCCAAGCCAAACUAAUUCUCCAUUUUCCAUCGUGGAACGCAAAUACGCUUUGUGAAGCGUCGCCAUUGCUGAGUGAUUGUGCACAAAGGAGCUUUGUUCAUCAUAAUUCUUGAGACCAGAAGCAUACCUGUUGUGUUUCACAAUUACUUAUAGUUUCCUUUUUGUCAUUACGAAUAGAUUUGGAUUUGGUGCAUGCAGGACGGUUAUCGGUGACCAACUGGCAAUUCAACGGCAUACGUAAAGGUGAGGCGCGGCUGUCGUGGUAGAUCGCCCCCUCCCUUGGGUUUCAACGCUAGCUAUCGCAUGGUUCAAUCACCUUUUGCCAGGGGCAAGAUUACGAAAAUUGGGUUUCGGAGAUUGGAUCGCAGCAGGAUCGGUGCAUGCUAGACGGUUCUGUGGUGCUCAACUCAAGGAAAACGGUUUCAAAAGGUGAGGCGCGGCUAUCUUGGUUCCGAUCGCCCCCUCCCUUCGGUUCAACAAUCAUCAUCCUACACGUUCAUCGACUGUUGGCCAGUUGCAAUUGGUGCAACUCAGGUGUGCGCUCGACAUCAGGUGCAUGGUUGACCUGAUUAAUACUGUAAAGGAAAAAGCAUUGCGACGGUGGUGUACAUACUCACACGGUCCAAAGUGAAGUUCAACGUGGUGCCUAGGGUUCGAUCUACAGCGACGCGCAGUUUGGGUGCCAUUUAUGCUACGCUCGGUAAGCUACAACAUAAUGAAUCAGUGGUUCCUAAACAACAGUUGGUGAACAUUUUUAAAAAAUUCAAAGGUUGGUGGUAAAAUAUUUUCGGAAAAAUUAUUCAUGAUUUUAAUGAAGCUUAAGUGGAUGUUCGUAAACAAUAUAUGGUUAAAAAGAAUUAUUUGCAAUAAUUAAUAUUGGCGCAAUUCCUUGAGAACAAAACUGUUCGUUAGAACAAUUGUCUCAUUUUCUCGGCUUUUACUUUGAUUUUCUUCACCUUGUUCCUCUUAUUGAUAUUUGGUGAUAUCUUACUGCAUUGGUUUAUUUAUUGGUUGGUGAUCAAGGGACUCCUGAAAAAUGCCUACUGUUAAAGCGUCCAAGGAUUCAAGGAAUCCAUCAUUGAAGUACUUGAUUGUUAAAUUAAAGGAAAUCCAGUCGUCCUUUUCUGAUGUGUGGGAGUUUGUGGAAACAUUUCAAGAGGAUGCUACUCAUGCACAGAUUUCAGUUCGGCUUUCUGCAAUUGACGAUUUAUGGGAAAGAUUUGGUGAAGUGCUGGUCGAUAUCAAAUCACAUGAAGAUUUCGUGGCUGAUUUAGAGCUUUAUGAUAAGGAACGAAAGGAGUUCAGUGAUCGGUACUAUUUCGCAAAAUCGUUUCUCAUGGACAAGGCUAAGGUUCGUUUGGAGUUUACUGAGCUUGAUCAUUCCGUUCGUGCUGGUGAAUCUAAUAAUCAUGGUGGUUUUGAUCAUGUUAGACUUCCACAGAUCAAGCUGCAGUCUUUCAAUGGAAAUAUUGACGAAUGGCUUGGAUUUCGCGAUCUUUAUAUCUCUCUUAUCCAUUGUAAACCAGAUUUGCCAGAAGUGGAAAAAUUUCACUACUUGAAAGGUUGUCUCCAAGGUGAACCCAAAUCGUUGAUUGAUCCUCUACAAAUAACAAGAGCUAAUUACGUAGUUGCAUGGGAUAUCCUUUUAAAGCGGUACAACAACAGCAAACAGCUUAAAAAGAGGCAGGUUCAAUCGCUUUUUAAAUUACCUUCGGUGAACAAGGAAUCCGUAAAUGACCUUCUACAACUAUUGGAAGGGUUUGAGAGAAUAGUCAACACUUUGGAUCAGGUAUUAGAGGCAAAGGACUAUAAGGAUCUACUAUUGGUUAACUAUCUCGUGUCUCUUCUAGACCCGGUGACUCGUAGGAGUUGGGAAGAGGAAUCAGCCUCGAAGAAGGAAGACACCUUAGCCGAUUUAACUGAGUUUCUGCACAGACGGGUCCGAGUCUUGGAAGCUCUUCCACCAAAGUUGAGUGAUAGUAAGGGUGUACCUCCACAAAUGUCAGCUAAACAGAGAGUCAGUGUUAGAACAUUUCAUAAUAAUGUGAAUAUGAAUGGGUUUAAAUGUUUUGCCUGUAAUGGUCAGCAUCCUUUGCAUCAGUGUCAGAAAUUUUUGAAAUUGUCUGUGUCGGAAAGAGAUUCGCUUCUAAAAAAUCAUUCUUUAUGUCGAAACUGUUUCAGAACAUCUCAUAUGGCUAGAGAAUGCCAGUCCAAGUUUUCGUGUCGGAAUUGUGGAGGUCGCCAUCAUACUCUGGUGUGUUUUAAGGGCAAGGACGGAGAAAUUUCGGAAUCUUCAAGGUCAGGUGAAACUAAUGGCACUUCUAAGAGUAAUCAGUUGAGAAAAGAAACAUCUUGUCAGGUUUCUAAUACAGCUUCAUCAUCAUGCUUGACAUCGGGUGUCGAGCGCAAAGCACAUUGUCGGGUUCUUCUUGCAACUGCCGUGGUUCUCUUAGAAGAUGAAAUGGGAAACAGAUAUCCAGCUCGAGCGCUGCUUGAUUCAGGGUCAGAAAGCAAUUUCAUGUCAGAAAGAUUGAGUCAGCGUUUGAAGAUGAGUCGGAAAAGGGUAGAUGUAGCGAUACUUGGUAUUGGUCGGACAUCUACCAGGGUUAAACACAAGGUUCAAGCAGUGGUGCGAUCGAGGGUGAACAAUUACUUUAAGGAAAUGGAAUUCCUGGUUCUACCCAAGGUAACUGUCGAUCUGCCAACUGCAACGGUUUCAACGAACGAAUGGUCCUUCCCAAAUGGUAUUGAGUUGGCUGAUCCAUCAUUUUUUGAGUCAAGGAUGGUGGAUUUGGUGUUGGGAAUCGAGUCGUUCUUUGAUUUCUUCGAAUCGGGAAAACGGAUUUCCAUCGGAGAUCAAUUACCAACGCUUACAGAGUCAGUUUUCGGUUGGGUCGUUUCUGGAGGUUUAUCGCAAGGGACAUCAGCACGGAUUGCUUGUAAUGUUUCAACAACAGAGUCUCUUGAAACGCUUGUUGCUCGGUUUUGGGCUUGUGAGGAGUUAGGUUCGGAAAACUUAUACUCACGAGAGGAAAGGCGUUGCGAGGAAGUUUUCCAGAAAACGAUACAGAGAGACAGCAAUGGAAGGUACACAGUUUCUCUUCCUAAGAAUGAGGAGGUUUUCCCUAAUUUAGGCGACUCAAGGGAAAUAGCGUUAAGGCGCUUGGGCGCAACUGAGCGCAGGUUAGCAAGGAAUUCGGAAUUGCGGGAGCUGUAUACCAAGUUCAUGGACGAAUAUAUACAGCUAGGGCACAUGAGAGAAGUGGUCGAAACGUCAAAUACUAAACGCUGUUUUUUGCCACACCAUCCGGUCGAGAAGGAGAGUAGUACGACCACUAAGUUGCGUGUAGUGUUCGACGCCUCAUGCAAAACUACAACAGGAAUUUCACUAAACGACGGAUUAUUAUCAGGUCCAGUAAUCCAGGAUGAUCUUCGGGCAAUUAUACUCCGCUGUCGCAUGUGUCAGAUUAUGGUCGUGGCGGACAUCGAGAAAAUGUUUCGACAAAUCAAUGUAGCACAUGAGGACCGUCCACUUCAGUCAAUCUUAUGGAGGAACUCACCAUCGGAACCAGUUAGAACGUUUGAGCUGAACACGGUAACGUACGGCACCAAACCAGCUCCGUUUUUAGCUACUCGCACCCUAAAGCAGUUGGCAUUAGACGAAGCAGAAAGAUUUCCCCUGGCAUCACGAGUAUUUUUGGAUGAUACGUACAUGGACGAUGUUGUAUCAGGUGCAGACGAUGCAACCGCAGCUCUCAAACUGAGAAUUCAGUUAGAUAAGGCUGCAAAAGCUGGAGGAUUUCGGUUACGAAAAUUCGCAUCAAAUUGUGCAGAAGUCCUACAAGGGCUAUCACAAGACAGUGUAGCUAUUGAAGAGUCUUCAGAUGGAUCGGAGAUAGAUCCUUCGAUGAAGAUACUUGGGCUCACAUGGUUACCGAAAUCUGAUGUCUUCAAGUACAACUUCAACAACCCUGAUAUUCCAAAUUCCACGGUUUUAACAAAACGCAAGGUGCUGUCGGUAAUUGCAACGCUUUUCGACCCUUUAGGACUUCUCGGUGCUGCAAUAACAACUGCUAAAAUAUUUAUGCAGCAGUUGUGGACGUUACGGAACAGCGACGAUCAAAGGUUGGAUUGGGAUCAGCCGUUGCCUCCAACGGUGGGUGAGGAUUGGCUGAAAUAUUACGAACAACUGGUUUCACUCAACAACGUUCGGAUCGAGCGGUGCAACAUAAUUCCAAAGGCCAUUCACAAGGAAAUUCAUUGUUUUUCGGACGCUUCGGAGAAGGCGUAUGGUGGUUGCGUCUAUUUGAAAAGUGUCAACCCAAAUGGAGAGGUUAAGAUUUGUUUGUUGUCAGCUAAAUCGAGGGUAGCUCCGCUAGCAAGCCAGUCAAUUCCACGUUUAGAAUUGUGUGGGGCUUUGCUUACUGCCGAACUGUUCAAAUUCGUUCAGGAAUCCAUGAAGCUUGAAUGCCCAGUUAUCUUCUGGACAGAUUCCACAUGCGUGUGGCGAUGGUUACAGGCUGUUCCAUCUACUUGGACUACCUAUGUGGCAAAUCGAGUUGCCAAAAUACAACAACUAACGGAAGGUUUCGAAUGGAGACAUGUCCCAGGCGUCGACAACCCGGCAGAUCUGAUUUCUCGGGGCAUUCCACCUGCCGAAAUUGGUCACACUCGUUUAUGGUGGGAAGGUCCAGCCUGGUUAGCGCUAGAAAGGGAAAACUGGCCAGAACGACCAGAUAAUCACUUAGCAGAGAUGGGCGAGGAGGAGAAGCGUCGAACCACAGUAACAGCAUUGACAACAAACAUUACAGAGCAUGAGUCAGAUUUCAAUCGUUGGUUUUUUAGUUUGUAUUCGGAUUACACUAAAAUGGUCAGAUGUACAGCUUACUUGUUAAGGUUUAUGAAGCUGUUAAGGUCAAAGCGGCAGGUCAAAUUUCAACCUUUUCUACAGGCAGCUGAGAUGGAUGAAGCUGAAAGAGCUUUAGCGAUGUGUGUUCAGAAGGAGUGCUUUGCUGAGGAGUUAAAGGCUUUAUCUAAGGGUGAUUUUGUGUCAAGGCAAUCGAAACUGAGGUGGUUCAAUCCCAAAGUAUUCCCUGAUGGUUUGUUAAGGAUUGGUGGUAGAUUGAGCAAUUCGACCGAGUCAGAAGCAGCAAAACACCCUAUUGUCUUACCUGCACGUCACGAUCUUACUCGACUAAUCCUAGAACACUUUCACCGCCGAUUAUUGCACGCAGGUCCUCAGUUACUUUUAGCUACAGUAAGGUUGAAGUUUUGGCCCUUAGGUGGAAGAGGUGUAGCUCGUCAAGUUGUUCAAAAAUGCCACACAUGCUUCAAGGCUCGCCCGACGCCUAUUCAACAGUUCAUGGCAGAACUGCCGGUUUCACGCGUAACGGUUUCGCGUGCAUUCAGUAAGGCAGGUGUAGAUUAUUUUGGUCCAAUAUACAUUCGACCAGCUCCCAGACGUCCAGUAGUUAAGGCAUACGUGGCUAUUUUUGUAUGCAUGUCCACUAAAGCAGUACAUCUUGAGCUGGUGUCGGACCUAUCUACCGAAAGAUUUAUACAGGCCUUGCGUAGAUUUGUCGGAAGAAGAGGAAAAUGUGUUGAGCUCUUUUCAGAUAACGGUACGAAUUUUGUCGGAGCUAGAAAUCAAAUGUCAGAAUUGUUAAGUCUGUUGAAGAGUCAGAAUCAUCGAGAAAAGUUGUACAAGGAAUGUGGUAACGAUGGAAUUAAGUGGCAUUUCAAUCCCCCAAGCGCCCCACAUUUUGGUGGUUUGUGGGAGGCAGCGGUGCGUUCCGCUAAAAAACAUAUUUUGAGGGUUAUCGGGGAAAACCCUGUUAGUUCAGAAGAUUUUACGACGCUUCUCGUUCAGGUCGAAGCUUGUUUAAAUUCACGGCCCAUUACACCACUUUCAAACGAUCCUAAUGAUUUGGAACCAUUGACACCGGGUCAUUUUAUUAUCGGAGAGUCUUUACAGUCCAUGCCAGAUAAAACCUACGAACAAAUACCCGAUAACAGACUUGACCAAAUGCAACUGAUGCAGAAAAAUAUUCAGUUGAUUUGGAAACGGUGGCAUAGGGAAUAUUUAUGUCAACUUCAAGCAAGAACGAAAAGAUGGAAACCUUCAGUGUUUGUUGAAAUUGGUAGCCUGGUUAUCAUCAAAGAUGAAAAUACUCCUCCGUGUAGAUGGAAAAUGGGCAGAGUUGUAGAGCUUCACCCAGGACAGGAUGGUAUAACCCGUGUGGUAACACUGAAAACGGAGUCUGGGUUGAAAAAACGACCAGUUGAAAAGUUGUGUUUGCUACCAAUGUCAGAUUCUAUUGAGAUUACAGAUCAGAAUGCGUCAGAAAUACAGUCAGAAUGAAGUGUGUCAGCUACCGGUCAGAACACUUGAAAGAUGUUUGGAUCAAAUAACCACGAUAAACCUAUUCAGAUGGUUGUGUCAGAUUGUGUAAUAAUAAUGUCAGAUUAUGUCAGAUUCUAAUGAUGGAAUACAAGAAAUUAUGUGUCUGAUGUCAAUGUCGGAUUUAUGAAAAGGAUUAAGUCAGAUGAAUACGCAAACAUUUAGAUCGAAGUCCGAAAUUAAGCAAGUAAAGUUCACCAACUAAUUCUUACCAUUCAUUAUUUAAUAUUUAUUCAGAAAUACAUGUUUGAUUUCUGGGUGGGUGAGGAUGUUCAGUUUAGGAACCACUGAAAGUGUAGCAUAAACCCGAAUAACGAGAGGCGGAAUAAUUGGGAGAGCCAAUGGUUCUGCUGAUGCUGGGAAACUCACCUCCCAUUUCCUACCUCUGAGUUAUCAGCAUGCCUUACUCUGCCGUGCUCAACAAUAGGCGUCGUCAUCGAUGGAGGUACUCGAUAAUCUGUAAUGAUGAUCUGUAUGCCCGAUAAGAGCAGGAGUUGCUCUGAUGAAAAACAAUUAAAAAACAUCGCACACCAACCAAACCACCUCUAGAGAGUUGCGAUCGUCUCCACCAGCAAUCGAUCGUCAGUUGAAAAUCCACACACGAACCACACGGCUGAGCAUGCAAGCAGCACAACCGAGCUACUACAACCGACUUUGUUUUAACUUCGUUCGUUAUUUUAAGAAACUGUAAAUUAAGAUCAAACCCUAAGUUUAAGUAAAAACCCGCCCUUUGUUGAAACCAACGUAAUUCGCGCGUGUAUUAAUUCCCCAAAAACGGAAGACCAAAUCAUCCUAAGUUCGGUUUCUUGGGCGAGAGACAGAGCGUGCCUAUUCUUCAGUUGGUUGAUCCUAGGUUGAUCGAGCCAAACCGCCAGACGAAAGAAUCCCGUAGAUUGACAGGUAUUGGCCCAUCCGGGAAUAAACAACGGUGGUGUUGCCUGCCGCUCGCCGCUGCUGCUUUACUACUUGGGUUCCAACCUUCUGCAUUGUACGGAAUGCUUGUUCUUGUUUGUUUUCCGAAACUCAUUCGGUGGACCGCCCGAGAAUGGCCGAGACAAGCAGUUUCAUCUGGUCGGGGGUCGGACGGAUUCUAGACAUACAAAAUAUUA